Molecule: messenger RNA, 971 nt
Organism: Annulohypoxylon maeteangense
Lineage: Eukaryota; Fungi; Ascomycota; Sordariomycetes; Xylariales; Hypoxylaceae
Product: TFIID-18kDa-domain-containing protein
Exons: 2
Coding region: 239-739 (166 amino acids)
Biological process (GO): RNA polymerase II preinitiation complex assembly; transcription by RNA polymerase II
Cellular component (GO): transcription factor TFIID complex
Molecular function (GO): protein heterodimerization activity
Source: RefSeq, a predicted model, not a curated record
UACCAAACCAAACCUCGAGUUUUAGAGGUGCGACUUCUUCAGCCUUACAUCUUUCACCUUCCACGUUUCUCGGUCAAACUUCAACGUCGACUUCAACUGUUGCGACCGUACUACAACGCUACGUGCGCCACACGCGUCACGUAUCUCGAAACCUAUAUACACAAGCCGAAGAUCGAGUCCGAGUCAAUUGCAGCAACACUAUUCUUAAGAAUACCAUCCACCUUCACCGUUCUUCGCCAUGGAGCCUCGAGCUCGCGCCGGCAAGAAUGUCGGAAAAGAGACCUUCAGUCCGAAAGAAAUCGGCCAGCUCCUGUACGCGUACGGGGACGUCAAAGAACCGCUUCAAGAGACGGUUCGCGUGCUGGACGAGAUCGUGACGGAGUUUCUGGAGGGCGUGUGCUUCGAAGCGAGCCGGCACGCGCAGGUAGCGGGGCGGCAGAAGCUCAAGUUCGACGACUUCGAGUUCGCGCUGCGCCACAGUCCGCAGUACCUCGGCCGCGUGAAAGCUAUGAUCGAGAAGCGCCAGGAGAUCAAGGACGCGCGCCGCACCUUCAACCAGAACGACGACGACAUCGCUAAGGAACAUGCCGCUAAGGACGGUGCGAGGAAGGCGGCGGCUGCUCAGGCUGAGCAGGACGAGUUGUUGGGCUUGGAUGAGGCGGAUGAGGAUUUGGUGGUUACGCGAGAUACUUCGUCGAAGGGCACGGGUGGCAGGAAGAGGAAGAGGCCGGCGAAGUAGGAGGGUCGUUGAGGGGUGUGUGGUAGGCUCUGUUGGGAUACGACGGGAUGGUCUACCGCAAACUACGACGAGGAUGAAACUGGAUUCAUAUGCAUAGCACCGGCGUUAUGGACACGGAAUACCAGGCGGCGUUCCAGAGUCCUGAUUAUUCAGGUUGGGCUCUUAUCACUUGAGAUUGAUACACUUCUACUAAAAUUAACUAUUACUUUUCACCAAGCUGUAUGACCUCACG